Messenger RNA from Arabis nemorensis, 705 nucleotides. The record is from the annotation of a GenBank genome assembly. NCBI's taxonomy places the organism in Eukaryota, Viridiplantae, Streptophyta, Magnoliopsida, Brassicales, Brassicaceae.
AUGUUGAUUUUGGUUACUCAAGGGCUCUCAACGUUAGUUCAUACUUCACAGUCUCCAAUUUCAAUUAGGGUUCGUAUUUUCUUCCCCUUUCUGGUAACUCGAUCAAGUCCCAGGAAAAAUCCGGCUUCUGGAGUUUGUAGCUUGAAGAAUCUCGCGGCAAUGAAGAAAUUUAGUCAGAGAGAUGAGCAUGAGACUGAUAAAACGAAUAGCUCCAAGUCGACGGAGACGAAUAGGAAGAAGAACAUGAAGAGAUUAGGAGGCGGUGGUCUUUCUCUCCAAACUUUUGCUAAUUUGAAAUCCUGGACUGUAACUGGGUUUGUCUCUGUGAUGCGUGUACGAUGCUUAGAAGAAAAAAAGAAAAAAGAGUUCUACAAGAAUGCAAAGUAUGUGAGCAAGUUUAGAAAGUCGGUGAAGCAGCAUAACUUGUAUGAUAAGAAUGAGACUGGAGAGAGUAGUAAGAGAAUUAGUAUGGAAGAGGUGUACAUGCAGAAACGAGAGGAGAUGGAGAAAGUCAGGAAGGAGAGAGAGGCGACGAUAAAGGCUAAAAAGGAAGCGAAAGAAGAGGCCGAAGCUCGGAGGAAAAUAGCCCGAGGGAAUAUGAUGAGAAAGACUCGACAUGGUCAACCUGUAAUGAAAUACAGAAUAGAGCAUCUUCUCGAAUCAAUCAAGAAAUCUGCUGGAAACGAUGGAAGCAGAACCGCAUGA